Rotaria sp. Silwood1 is the source of this 258-nucleotide messenger RNA. Lineage: Eukaryota; Metazoa; Rotifera; Eurotatoria; Philodinida; Philodinidae. The record is from the annotation of a GenBank genome assembly.
AUGUUUCAAGAAUUUGAUAAAUUAAUUCGACUUUAUUUAACUGUCCCAGUAACUACAGCAACUGCCGAAAGAACGUUUAGUGCAUUAAAUCGAGUGAAAAAUACACUUCGAAGUUCUAUGACUCAAUCACGUCUUAAUCAUUGUUUAUUGGCACAUAUUUAUAAAGAAAAACUUGAUAAAAUAGACCCAUAUCAAAUCCUGUCAGCAUUUAUAUCAUCUAAUGAACAGAGACGGACAUUUUUUGGAUUGAUACUUUAA